Miniopterus natalensis is the source of this 1383-nucleotide messenger RNA. NCBI's taxonomy places the organism in Eukaryota, Metazoa, Chordata, Mammalia, Chiroptera, Miniopteridae. The record is from RefSeq and is a predicted model, not a curated record.
AUGGUUCCUCAGGCCACAGGCCCCUUGCCACAGCCUUCCACCCCUCAGCUGGAGCAACUGGCGCUUCCCCUCAUCCGCCACAUUCCCGAAGGGAAGCAGGAGCAAGAUGGUGAGGAGGGCCCGCCCCCGGCAGAGCCUGAGGAAGAAGAUGGAGGAGAGGCCUUCUUCAAGUACAGCCCCGGGAAGCUGCGGGGAAACCAGUACAAGCAGCUGAUGACCAAAGAGGAGCUGGAGGAGGAACACAGAGUUCAGAAAGAGCAGCUGGCGGCCAUCUUCAAGCUCAUGGAGGACAACAAGGAGACAUUUGGCGAGAUGUCCGAUGGCGACAUGCAAGAGCAGCUCAGGCUCUACGACAUGUAGGCUGCCACCUCCGCCGCCCCGCAGGACGUCCACCGCUGCUAUGCUGUGACAGCCCUGACCCGACCCCAGCCCUUGUUACUUUCAGACUUUCAUAGGCUUCACUUGAUCUUACACCUACAGAUGUAGCGGCAUGUUAUGUACAGAUGUGCUCAGUUCUUGCAGUUUCUCUAUCACAUUAUAGGUCAGGACUGUGGUGUUCAGAGAAUGGCCCGGACUCCUUUGGCCUCCACCUGUGGGUGAGGUUCCAGCUGUUACAUAGGUAACCCUCCCAGACUGUCCCCAAUCCCGACUAAAUGCUCCACACAGACCCAGGGCAGUCGCGGGCGGCAGCUGGGAGGGAUGACGUGAAGGCUCAGCCCCCGCCCGGGGUGUGGAAGGGAUCCAUGGUGCUGGGGGAAGAGGAGCAUCGGGGCCUGUGCCUGCGUGUCCAGUCUAACAACACUACACUCGCACUCUGCCUUAGAAGAGUUUCUGGAAGCUUCCAAACAGUAUGGAAGCAAGUAGUAGGGAAGCACUCUUUUAGCAAAAAGCCCAUUUCAAUCUCAUCCUCAAUCCUGGAACAAGACAACUGUAUCAGAGUCGAGCCCCUCUAAGAGUUUCCCUCAUUGAUGCAUGAGACUUACUUUACAUAUAACUAAAACACUUAUUUGCGUGCUCAUAAUGCACCUAGAACUAGGCUAGACACUACAGAUAGCAGAAACAAACCAUGGGGCGUGGUGUCUGCCUUCAGGGAGAUUAAAGCCCUUUAGAGAAGACAGGCCAUGUGCAGGGAAAGAACCUCACAGACAGCAUCCAUAAAAUGCCAAAGUGAUCUCAGAGCAGCAUCAAGGACACCUCACGAGAGCAACACAUUUCCAUGAGGCAGGGAGUGCGUAACAGGAAAUAGCCAUUUCUCCGUGCUGCACAGACCUCGUUUCCGAUCACCCCACUGGCAGAAAACUUCGCAGCCAACUGAGUUAGGAAGGACCCAUGACGUUCUUAUAUUUUUUAUUUGCUGGAAUAAAACAAACAAAAUUAAAAGCC